CUGGCCAAGUUGAGGGGGAAGAACAGGGAACUGAUGCAUAAGAUCGGGGUCACCAAGUUCUUAGCACGGCUGUUGGACAACCACAAUGCGCAGAUUCAAUGUGAUGCUCUGGAGCUUCUGUGCUUGUUAGCUGAAGAUGAAGAAGGAAAGGAUAUAAUUGGAAAAACUAAAGCCAUUCCCAGGACAGUAAAGCUACUGUCAAGUAAUACUACUGGUGAAAGGCAUGCAGCCAUCUCUUUCUUGCUGGAGCUUUCAAAGUCACAGUUACUGUUGGAGAAUAUUGGCUCAACACCUGGAGGUAUUCUGAUCCUCACCACAAUGAAGAUCAACAAUACGGAUGAUCCAAUUGCUGCUGAGAAAGCUGGAGCUGUCCUUAAGAACCUGGAGAAGUGUCUGAAGAACAUCAGGUACAUGGCUGAAAGUGGCUACUUAGAACCUCUUCAGAGUUAUCUAGUGGAAGGCUCAGAAGAGAUGCAGAUGGAGAUGGUCAGUUUCCUCAGCGAGCUGGUCCAAGAGCAGGAGCUCACCAUUGACAUCAACAGAAGCACGUCGGAGAUCCUCAUCAAGAUGGCGCGCAGCUGCAACCCCAGGGUCCGCAAGGCAGCGUUCGAUGUCCUUGUCCAGCUUUCCUUGCACCACCCCAACAGCAAGAUGCUUGUUGACGCAGGAGCUGUCCCUGUCAUGAUUGAGGAACUGUUCAUCCGAAAGGUAGAUGGUGAGCCAGUGAACUCCAUGGCCAGUGCUGCCACUGUCCUUGCCAACAUUGUUGAGUCAGGAAUUGAUCCCGACACCACGGUGGUGAACAAGGAGGGCCACGUUCUCACAUCGAAGUACUCCAUCUACAACUUUGUGCACAUGCUCAAGUGCUUCAUGCCGGACGACCUCAACCUCAGCAUCAUCCGUGUCCUGCUAGCGCUCACUGCGCUCGCCAAGCCGCUGGCCACGGUGGUCUCGGUCAUCAGGGAGAACCACCGCGGCCAUGCCAUUGUCGAGCUCAUGAGCUCCCCGACGGAGGCGCUCAGCCUCGCUGCGACGAGGCUACUGAUCACACUGUCCCCACACAUUGGCCACACCAUUGUAGAGAGGCUCUGCAAGACACAAGGGCAGCCACGCAAGCUGGUCAAAAGCAUCAGUCACGCCGGCCGCAUCACUGAACGGCAAGCUGCAUUGGCGCUGCUCCUCGCGAGGCUGCCUUACCGGAACACCUCGCUUAACGUCGCACUUGUGCAGGAGGGCGCCGUGCCGACCAUACUGAGUGCAAUAAAAGAGAUGCAGAAUGGCGCUGCUAGAUCAAGUAAGCAUGCAGUGCCCUACAUGGAGGGUCUCGUGGGUGCACUUGUGCGACUUACCGCAACUCUGUACAGUCCUGAAGUGUUGAAGGUGGCCAUGGACCACAACCUGGCUUCGGUGCUCACUGAGCUGCUCAGCGGACCAGCUGGAAGCGACGAGGUACAACGCCUUGCUGGCGUGGGGCUCGAGAACCUGAGCUACCUAUCCAUCAAACUGUCCCAGCCGCCGCCGGAUGAGCUGCUGUCAAAGAAGAACUCCAUACUAAAGCUCCUGAAGGACUCGAAGGCGCACAGCAACAACAAGAAGAGCACACACCACCAGGUCAACGUUUGCCUGGUGCACCGGGGAGUCUGUUCACCGGCGACGACCUUCUGCCUCCUCGAGGCGGGCACCGUGGAGGGCCUCCUGGGCUGCCUCGAUAACGACAACGUCCGGGUGGUGGAGGCCGCGCUCGGGGCGCUGUGCACUCUCCUCGACGAGAGGGUGGACGUCGAGAAGAGCGUGGCUGCCCUCUCUGAGCUCGAUGCGGCGAGGCGCGUGCUCGGCGCGCUGAGGCAGCAUCGGCAGAACGUGCUGUGGCAGAAGUGCUUCUGCGUGGUGGAGAAGCUCCUGGAGCACGGCGACGACCGGUGCCUGAGGGAGGUGACCGGCGACCGGAUGCUGCCCACGGCGCUGGUGAGCGCCUUCCACAGAGGGGACCCGAGCACCAAGCAGGCCGCCGAGAGCAUCCUCCGGCGACUGCACAAGAUGCCCGAUUACUCUGCAACCUAUGUGUCCAUGGAGUUCUAGUGAUUUUAUCUUCGUUGAGAACAACUAAACAGUGUAAAAUUUGUGCAUAUGCUACUCGUUUGUUUGAACAAAACUACAGAAGUCCAUGACCACAAUAGAAUGUUGGCUUGCUAGUCUCUGUUUUUCGCCCA
Molecule: messenger RNA, 2210 nt
Organism: Panicum hallii
Lineage: Eukaryota; Viridiplantae; Streptophyta; Magnoliopsida; Poales; Poaceae
Product: putative U-box domain-containing protein 42
Exons: 3
Coding region: 34-2079 (681 amino acids)
Molecular function (GO): protein binding
Source: RefSeq, a predicted model, not a curated record